Messenger RNA from Oncorhynchus nerka (sockeye salmon), 4549 nucleotides. Its product is annotated as PRKC apoptosis WT1 regulator protein-like. The coding region runs from base 275 to 1300 and encodes 341 amino acids. Gene Ontology annotation, cellular component: cytoplasm. NCBI's taxonomy places the organism in Eukaryota, Metazoa, Chordata, Actinopteri, Salmoniformes, Salmonidae. The record is from RefSeq and is a predicted model, not a curated record. The transcript is spliced from 7 exons. Gene Ontology annotation, biological process: positive regulation of apoptotic process; apoptotic process.
CCGAGCCGCACUGAUUGCAUGUGACUAAUCGAGUUUGCCAGUGAAGUAGGCUACAAUUCAUUCCUACGGAAUGUUCACCUGAGAGAGCGAAAGCACUGCAAAAUAACAGACCGAAUCGUUUUGAGAAAUGUCGUGUCAUUAGAAGCGAAGGACGAUUGCACGGUAACCUGACUUAAAAACGGAAAUGACAAAUUCCCUGCUGAAGGAGCGUAGUUUACAAACGUAGGAAAGCCACUGGUGAAAACUCCACACAUACAAAACGAAAAAAAGGAACAUGGCAACGGGUGGAUUUAAACCAAAUGCACAGACAGACUUUCUGGAGGAAUGGAAGGCUAAACGGGAGAAAAUGAGGGCAAAAAUGCUCGGGGACAUCGCUGCGGCCACCGGCGCGUGCACUGGUGGCAUUGCCACUGCGUCCCUGGGGAGCCACAGCAACAAAAGUGAGAUGCGCAAUGCUACCUCGAGCACCGAACUUAACAACAACGGCAACCCGGACCGCGGGACAUCAUACCCCAUGGCUCGCUCAUCAUCCUCCUCAGCCUUGAAGAGACCUGACGAUGACCCACACCCGACACCAACCGUCAGAGGAGCGGAUACACCGGGGAGUAACCUGAAGAAGACGCCGGAGAAAGUGCCCUGCACCCCACAAGAGUCCAGCCCGACUGUAUGCAAUGACCAUGGCAGUGACAAGGAGAGCCCCUCACCCAGUAAAGGCAAAGAGAAGAAAAACAGUGGUCCAAGCGCCAGGAAGGGGAAAGGACAGAUAGAGAAGAGAAAGCUGAGGGAGAAGCGCAGAUCAACAGGUGUUGUCAGCAUGCCAUCCACCGAGAGCCUGGAUGAGCUGGAUGAUGACGACGGAGGGGAUAAGGCGAAGGAGGAGGAGCAGCAGCUGACACAGCUCAACACGGAACAGAACGAAGCCAUGACCUCUGACCCAGGGGCUGCCACCCACUUACUACAGGAUACUCCAAGAUCCGGGAGUGGCCACCACCAGAGCUCUGGAGGUCCUGGUUCUGAGGAGGAGGCGGGGGGGAACAGUCGACACCGCCACGGCAACCGCCAUGGCAACGCCGGAGGACUGGAGAGGAGGAUGGAGGAACUGGAAAAGGAGCUGGCCAGACAGAGGCAGGAGAACGGGCAGCUGCUGAAAGCCCACCAGGAUAAAGACGACCUGAUUGGAAAGCUGAAGGAGGAGAUUGACUUGCUGAAUAGAGACCUCGAUGACAUUGAGGAUGAGAACGAGCAGCUGAAGCAGGAGAACAAAACUCUCCUGAAGGUGGUGGGCCAGCUGACGAGGUAGAACCCAACGGGCCACGGAUCCCCACUUCCAAAAAGAACAAACAAACCCUCCCUCCAACGGAGUGCCCCUCCCAAGCUCUUACACCCCCUGCUCUCACCCUUCCCUUUCUACCCUCGGCCCAAGUCCAGCAUGUCCUUUCUCUGUGUCAGUGGUGUCUCUGUUAUUGUCGCUGGGUGGAAGGGGACAUUUGAAAGUAGCUUUUAGAGCCUUUGUGUCAUAUACACACCUUUUUAUUGUUCUGAGGGGAACCUGAAGCCACUGAGAGCUCUAGUCCUAUUUAGAUCCAAUGGGGUGUCUAAAGGAGGUUCUGUGAUGGUAUAUUUAAUGUAAAUCUCUUGUACAUAGGCCAUUUAGAUUUGUUGUUCUUUUUUGAAGAAUCUUAAAAAGGAAAUUGAAUGUACGUGGUGCAUCACCGAGCACAUGAGGGAUGUUUUGUUUGUUUUAGGAACUAAAAGAGGUCUUGGACAUUUUGACUCUAAUGAUCUGUUGACCAAGGUAUAUAAUGCUUGCCUAGGUUAUGUGCAACCGGCUCUCUGCUUCUGUUCAUCUGCAUCAUUACAGUGUAAAUACGUUGUCAGCCCAUUGACCAUAUUAUCCAUCUCAGCACUAAAACCUGGUCUCCAUCUGCACGUGAAACAACCUGCUCUGUGAUGGAGCCUAUGUCAUUUAGACCAAAUUCAAGACAAAAUCCCUGCUACCAUCAGCCAAAGUGGGCAUAAUGCCGAGCACGUUUACGGAGGUCUUUUUUGGAAAUCCAUUAGUUCCAUUUCCCCAAGGGGAUAAAAAAAAAAAGCCUGGUGCUUUUUCUGUUUAUGUCGAUGCCGCUUUUACUCUCUUGUUCCGAUUUCUACUUGGUACAUUUUAAUCACUGGGGUCGUUUCAGCUAAACUUAGGGUAUGCCGGUGACAUUGUUGGGGAGAUAAAGUUGAAGCUUUAUUUACUGCAUUUCUACACAAUUUAAAAUCUCUAAAAUGGUAUUCGGAGAACAAAAACAAGCUAAAUUGACUUCUGCCAUAAUACGCUAAACUGCUAUUGCCUUUUAAUGGGGAUUUGAAUGAUUAUAGUAGCCUAUUUUAUAUUGUUGGUGUUGAGCUAGGAUAUGAUGACUGCCAUACUCAAUUCACGCCUAAUUUUUAACCCAGGUGGUAUAUUUUCAACCUGAAGUCAUUCAAAUAUAUAUAGCCCCAUUUAUAAAUCAUAAAAAGCAAGCAAUUUGUUUUCAUUAAUUCUAUGCUUUUUAGCCAUUUCAAUGUUGAAAAUGAAAUAUUAUAGUAUGGGGAGAGGUCUUGAGGUUACACCCCAGUAGAAAUACAUGUGGAAUCUUUUGAAAUGCGUUUUGCAUCUGUAACUCAAGCGUUUACAGCUUGUUCUGUUUGCAGUAUUGAUCGGUGUAGCUGCUCUUGGUAUAUAGUGAGCAAGAGUUCUAGAGGAAGCUACUGCAGUGCAUUUUGUUGUAACCAAAUCAACAGAAGGAACAUACUUUUUGAAAUGCAUCUUUUUUUUGAUUUCUCAAGACCGUGAUGUGGCUGUGAGAAGUUCUAUUACUUUACCCAGCUGUACUUAGAGCAUUGCAUUACAUACAGGGGCCCAUUUUGUGCUGAAACAAAUGUGUGGCUCUUGCAUCAUGUGUUCUGUAAAGCCCACUGGGUGGUAAAGAUUUUAGGUUUUAGACAUUACUGGGGUACAUCUCGAUAUAGAAACCCCUCUUACCGGUAGGUAGAGACACACACACACACACACCUUACAGAAAAAACAUGUAAAACCAUGUGUUUUUGGAACAUUUCAUGUGUUAGUUUCACAUUAACCUUUCACAUUUUGAUUCAAAUGUGAAUCUUUUUUGGGGGAUAUUUUUCACUUGAGAUUUCACCGGUGAUGCCCUGCAAAUAAAACCGAUUUGUUAGAAUGCACACACGGUGCUUUUAACAAUGUUUUCAACUCCCAUAUUUGGCCCACUUUGACAUACAUGAUUACGUUGUGUGUAUGUUUGUUUAUACAGUAAUUGUUAUUCCACAUGUUCUCGCCCCGAGGAUUUCAACUCCCAACCUCUUCGUUCCGAUAUAUUCCUACACUUUGGACUUCAAAGUCAAUCUGUUUUGUUAAAAGUACAUAUUUAUCGGUGUGAUUCAGGAGUAAUGUUAAAACAGAAUAGUAUGCCCCUCCAGCAUUAGACAACUGUACAGAAAACCCUCAAAUUGCUGCAAUAAGUAAAUGAGUUAAAUGAUGAGAGAAUAGUCAGAUUAACUGAUAAGUAAAAUGGCAGCGUAGAUGGCUCUCCUUUGGUAAGUGCAGAGAUGUAGGGGAAUGUUUCAGAGUUUGUGCCACAACAGAAAGAUCAGUUUACCACAAAUCCAGACGAUGUUAAGAGUUUAAAUCCCAGGUGGCCUCAUAUUGAAAAGCCAGUACUUAACUACUAAGUGAUCAUGUCAAAUGUAAUCAUUGAGUAAAGAUUUUACUAUUUUAGCUAAACAGCAUACCACUUACUUUAAAACCUCCAUACCAUGCAUUUACUUAUCAUGUUACGUCUUGAUGAAUUGUAAAACAAAGGUCUUGAGAACAUCUUACAAACAUGUUCCUCAAUGACUUUAUUGGGAUGUUGUGCUGUGGUCCCCUGGAGUUUUUGUUGUUGUCUAGUUCCAGUUUUGUUCCAGGGACGUCCCCAAGGAUGUUGUUAGGAUGUUCUUGGAAUGUUGUCAUGGUCCCCUGGAGGUUUUAUCUAGUUCCUGGUUUGUUCCAAGGAUUUUCCCCAGGAUGUUCUUAGCACAUUCCUGGGAUGUUGUGUCAUGGUACCCUGGAGGUUUUGUCUAGUUCCCGGUUUGUUUCAAAGAUGUCCCCCAGGAUGUUUUUAGCACAUUCCUGGGAUGUUGUGUCAUGGUACCCUGGAGGUUUUGUCUAGUUCCCGGUUUGUUUCAAAGAUGUCCCCCAGGAUGUUUUUAGCACAUUCUUGGGAUGAUGUUGUCAUGGUCCCCUGAAGCUCAAAUGUUGUCACAUGUAGUUUCAUUCGAUCGAUCACAUGUUAGUGCCUCCCCGUUAUUGUCACAUUUACUCAAAUGUUGUCACAUGUAGUUUCAUGGUGUCACGUUGAUAUUUUGCUUCCCAAGUUGUCACGUUUAUUUCACAUAUGUUCUCACAUGUUGUUUUACAUGUCACAUGAACUUCAUGUGUUUUUCUGUAAGGGACACACACCUCAUUCUCUCUACAUUAUGCAUGUACAGAAGAUGAAGUCAUUUAAUAAAAGUUUGAUUAUCUCUC